Brienomyrus brachyistius is the source of this 2692-nucleotide messenger RNA. It is a transcript of the gene mapk12a, whose product is annotated as mitogen-activated protein kinase 12a. NCBI's taxonomy places the organism in Eukaryota, Metazoa, Chordata, Actinopteri, Osteoglossiformes, Mormyridae. The coding region runs from base 410 to 1495 and encodes 361 amino acids. Gene Ontology annotation, biological process: protein phosphorylation; intracellular signal transduction. Gene Ontology annotation, molecular function: ATP binding; MAP kinase activity. The transcript has 12 exons. The record is from RefSeq and is a predicted model, not a curated record. Gene Ontology annotation, cellular component: nucleus; cytoplasm.
CUAAGUACUAGGUUUGUUUAUUAAAAUAUCACGCUGUCUUGACUUCUAAAGCUCAAUGGAAACUUUUUUUUUUCGGAAGUUACCUUCAGUUUCAUUCAUAAUCGCGCGAACUCACUGUAGUUUUAAGGAACUACACUGUUCAGAAAUAAAUAAAUAAAUAAAUAAACAAACAGAAACACUCUAAAUUUAUAGUAAAAACGAAAAACAUUGCAGGAUACUGCAGGGAAUGCUGCAUGACGCCCUAAAACGAAGGGGAGGCGUGAGAUACUGACGACCACAAGGAAGGGGAACGGGCUGCGUGUUCAAGUUACUAUAAGCAAGAGCGAGUACAGGGAGGGUGUGAGAGGAAGGUGCAACAAGAAGGGCUGGAGGAAGCGUACGGAUUGAUUUGGGUUAGAUCAUAAUCGACAUGUCAGGUCGGAUACGGCAAGGAUUUUAUCGUCAGGAGGUGAACAAAACUGAAUGGGAAGUGCCGGAGAGGUACCGGGAGCUGCGGCAGGUCGGGACGGGGGCUUACGGCACUGUAUGCUCGGCGCUGGACCGCAGGACAGGGGUACAGGUGGCCAUUAAGAAACUCCACAGGCCCUUCCAGUCAGAGCUCUUCGCCAAACGAGCGUACCGCGAACUGCGACUUCUGAAGCACAUGAAGCACGACAACGUGAUCGGAUUGCUUGAUGUCUUCACUCCUGAGAUUUCCCUGGACAGACUCCAGGAUUUUUACCUGGUGAUGCCCUUCAUGGGUACGGAUCUGGGCAAGCUGAUGAAGCUAGAGAAACUCUCAGAGGAGAGGGUGCAAUUCCUGGUCUACCAGAUUCUCAAGGGACUUAAGUACAUCCACUCAGCUGGGGUCAUCCACAGGGACCUGAAGCCAGGAAACCUGGCUGUCAAUCAAGACUGUGAGCUCAAGAUCCUGGACUUCGGGCUGGCUCGACAAGCUGACAGUGAGAUGACGGGCUACGUGGUUACCCGCUGGUACCGAGCCCCAGAGGUCAUCCUCAAUUGGAUGCACUACACCCAGACCGUGGACAUCUGGUCGGUGGGCUGCAUCAUGGCGGAGAUGCUGCUUGGAAAACCUCUAUUCAAAGGUCACGACCACUUGGAUCAGCUGACAGAAAUCAUGAAGGUCACAGGCACCCCAACUCAGGAAUUUAUCAUGAAACUGCAGAGUCAAGAUGCCAAAAAUUACAUCAAGAGGCUGCCAAAAGUUCAGAAGAAAGAUCUGAAGGAUGUCUUUGCCAACAUCAAUCCAGAUGCUGUGACCCUUCUGGAGCGCAUGCUGGUGCUGGACCCCGAAAAGAGAGUGAGUGCGGCGGAGGCUCUCACGAUGCCGUUCUUUGCCGAGUUCCGGGAGCCUGAAGAAGAGACCGAGGCCCAGCCCUAUGACCACUCGCAGGACAAUGCUGAGCUGACACUGGAGCAGUGGAAACGACACACGUUCACUGAAAUCCUGUCGUUUCAACCUGCAGUCUCAGAGUCCAAAGAGACGUCUUUAUGAGUCGAGUUAAUCUUCAUGUCGCCCUCCUGAGUCUGAACCUGUACAUUCCUUUGUUUUAAAAGUGUAUAUUCCUUUAUGACACAGUAUGUUCUCUUGUGCACAUUCAGUUCACUGCACUUCUCUGUGCACUGGCACCUGUGUUCUGCUGGAGACGUGUAUGUGUGUGUGUGUGUGUUUAAUGUGUCACCUUAGAAAAGUGCACGUUCUACUUCUUUAACAUCUAGGUGUGUCACUGUAGGUUUUUGUUUGUAAAGGGUGAGCCUGAAGCAUUUUCUGAGCGUGUGUGUGUGUUUGUGUGUGUGUGUGCCAGGCUGAUCAGUGCGUGCCGGUGUGUGGGUCCUGUUUAUCUGUGUGCUGGUGUGUGAAUAGGUGUCCAUACCAGUAUGUUACUCCAGCAUCUCCUAGUAUCACAGGGAAUCUUAACACCUUCAUCCCUGUAUAUACAGUUUACACAGGCCUCCUAUAAGCCUAUGUACCUCCUCCGUAAUUGUUACCUUCACAAGGUGACGGAGCGUUUGAGGCCGCACUGCCUCCUGGGAGGUGGUAGGACUGGUUUCCUGUCACCUCAGCAGGGUGUGACAGCAGUAUGCAGAGAUUAAGGCAUAGCUUGGAAAGUGUGAUUGAACUCCGAAGGCUGCAAAAUUGGAAACGUGAUAUGAAACAUGGUGAUAAUCGCUUUGCAAAUUUGCAGAACUGUAGCCAUAUUUAAAUUGUGUUAAUCGAUUGAAAACUAAUUUUUAAAAAAUCAGCAUUAAUAUUAGUUAUGUAGGUUGAUUUUUUUUUUUGGAAUUUUAUGUACAUUGGAUUGGAUUAACAAAAACUGGGGUAACAAUAUUUUUGAAUAUUUAAGAAUAUUGUUGGAGGCCAACUCAUUUUGAGGUGUGGGGGGGGGGGAAUGGUGUUCCCUGACCUGAGAUUUACUUGAAACGCUUUUCAUGAGUGUUGUGUUUGUGGGUGUAUGUGUGUUUGUGUCAUGCUUGUCCACCUGCUGAGACAUGCUUGUCCACCUCACUGGACACGCAGGGACAGCUUUACUCUAAUUCUCCUCAUUGUGUCGGGGCCUGAUAACAGCCAGUGUCACCCAGCCUCACGCUUUCAGUUGCUCUGUAGUACUGCUGACUGUUCUUAUGAUGACAUGGACAAACCAAAUGUUUUGAUAAAAAAAAAAAUUCUUAUUAAAAACGAAGUGGUCUUGGG